Messenger RNA from Cyanidioschyzon merolae strain 10D, 816 nucleotides. RefSeq lists its product as hypothetical. The transcript has a single exon. Gene Ontology annotation, molecular function: serine-type endopeptidase activity. The record is from RefSeq and is a predicted model, not a curated record. Lineage: Eukaryota; Rhodophyta; Bangiophyceae; Cyanidiales; Cyanidiaceae. The coding region runs from base 1 to 816 and encodes 271 amino acids.
AUGGCAAAUGAAAGAAAGCCUUUGCAACCGGUGCCCAGACCGAGCGUCAACGGAGCACCAGCGACGGCAACGUUCUUGGUGCUCGGGCUCAUCGGAACGCUUUCCAUCUAUCUCCUGGGAUUGCGCCACUGGGACACGGAAGUGUUCCUGCCGCCGGGUUUAAGUAGCGUCGUUCCAGCCGUGUUUCGGCUCUUCCUCUCUGUUUUUGCGUUUCGGUACCCGGGGGAGGCAAUCUUUGCAUGGCUCAUGCUAUACUAUUUUCAGACGGUCGAGAAACAAAUGGGUACACGCAAGUUUCUACCGUUCGCCGUGUUCGUAACGCUGGUCCAACAGGUGCUCCAGUACACCUAUGGCCACUGGGUGCGCUCGUUGCCGUUGACCAAGUCGGGGCUGUAUGGAGUGGCGUUUGCUGCGCUGGCUAUAAAGGUACACUUGGAGCCGACGGUGAAACAUCGAUUGGUUGGUUGCACGUUGAGCCAGAAGCAAAUGUCGUUGUUGAUGGCUGCGUUUCUGGUGUUGAACGACUUUCUAUUUGAUCUGCUCUUCAACCACAAACCCGAUGUAUAUUUGUUCGGUCGAAGCAAGUUCAGUGUAUCUGGCCUCAUGGCGGCCGUUUUUGGGUACACAGCAGGGUUGUUGUAUUUGCUUCCGGCACUGGGCCCAGUAGAGCGCUGGCUGGUGCUUCCGUCGUCGCGGAAUCCCUUGGUCGUCUGGCUGACGCUCAUAGCGCAUCAGGAACUGGAGACUGUGCCUUAUCAUCUGCAGUCUGAACACAUGCGGCUCCUUGAAGCGGCGUACAAUCCAGUGAACUGGUGA